This is a messenger RNA of Vespula vulgaris, 6115 nucleotides long. RefSeq names its product G-protein coupled receptor Mth2. Lineage: Eukaryota; Metazoa; Arthropoda; Insecta; Hymenoptera; Vespidae. The record is from RefSeq and is a predicted model, not a curated record. The transcript has 8 exons. Gene Ontology annotation, cellular component: membrane. Gene Ontology annotation, molecular function: G protein-coupled receptor activity. Gene Ontology annotation, biological process: cell surface receptor signaling pathway. The coding region runs from base 1954 to 4179 and encodes 741 amino acids.
AGGUAGGGUGGAAAUGACCAAGCUUUAUUGGAGAAAGGAAGAGACGCGUUCUCCCUAUCCUAUUUCGUUCGUUCGACAAGUUGAAUUUCUGUACGUUCUUGCUAAGCGAGCGAACCAACGAGCGAACAGUCGCGUUCGUGCGUUCGCAUUAACCGCAUCGAGCGGUCGACUCUUCGUGUCGCUUUGGUCAAACGUGGAAAGAAAGAGAUCGAGAGAGAGAGAGAGAGAUAUCACUACUUACGAUUGAUCGGACAAUUGUCGAUAGUUCGAAAACAGAGUCAAAAACUCGACGAAAAGACGAUUUCAGAUCGUCGAAGCAAUAUUUUUCGAGUUAAAGAGAGAGAGAGAGAGAAGAAGAAAAGCAAAUGUCGGUUAGCUACUAGACGCCUCCUCGUUCUCGGUGAAUAUGAAUGGAAACGAAGGAAUAGCAAUUUGAGGAACGAGCGAAGCUCGGUCUGAUUUGGAUCUAGCUUUUAGUGGGUGGAAAGAGAGAGACAGAGAGAGAGAGAGAGAAAGGGACAGAGAGAGAAGAAACGGAGUAAUAACAAGGAUAAUACUAAUAACGAUUGGGACGGGCCUAGGAACUCGGCGAACGACGAAAAUUGCAAGAUUUGUCUGAAAGGCGAACACGAUCGUGAGGGAAUAAUAAAUCAGGAAAAGGAAGGGAUAAACCGAGAGAGAAAGGGAAAGAAAGAAGUCUUGCUCGGUUCUCGGCAGAGUUAUCGGCGAGAAAUAGCAGAGAGAAGCAGCGGAUGAAUAAUAAUACGAGAAAAAAAGAGGAGAAAGAAAUAGAGACUAGGAAAUAGAACGACGUGAAAGAAAGAGAGGAGAUUCCUCGUGAUAGGAUAAUUCGAAAGGACGAAGCGUAACUCACGAGAUCGUGCACGAAGAUUAGAAUUUAAGGCACGCUGAAGAAUUCUUACAAAGAAUUAUCUCCGAAAAAAAUAAAAUAAAAAAAAAAGAUACUUUGCUCUAAGCAAAAAGAACAGAGUUCCGAAUUAUUUCUCGAGAGUACCAGAGAAAAAAAUAAUGUUUUUUACGAGCGUCUAAUUGAUUUCGCGGGGAAAGAAGGGAAAGCGGAAGUAGAACUUAAUACUCGUUAGCCGUUCGACCGUCGUUAGAUCGUCGUUGGAUCGUCGUUGGAUCGUCGUUGGAUCGUCGUUGGAUCGUCGUUGAUGCUUUAAGAUUUUCAAAGGUACACCGGAGAGAGUUCAACGUCACGUUUUCAGCACGAGGAUCGGUCUCGUGCCAGCCUUAUCUACCGGCUAAUUUAUCGAACUUACCCUAUUAAAGAUAAUUACGUGACUGCUCGAUAGCAGUACUUCCAAUCUAGCUUCGUAGGUAUCGCGGAAUAAUUUAUUUUAUUUCCUUCCUUCUCGAGAACGCAGAGAGGAAGCUUACGAAUGUAAUUCGUUCGGAGUUUGUUGGUUCGUUUUAUCGCGAUUAACGGAAAAAUCUUGGUUCCUCGUGGAACGGACCGGGAUCGAAUUUUUACUUGUAACGAUAAAGCUCGUAAGUGUUGUUCCGAUUCCCUAAUGCUAUCGAUACUUAACGACUUUACUAAUGACCCGAGGAAAUGUCAGGUAGUAAAAAACAAAUCGACCAACUUUGUCCUAUCGGUUGUUCGCGGUUAAUCUCCUCUUUUAGUUUCUCCUACCUUUAGUUUUCUCACUCGACCAGAGAUUCGACUUUCGAAAGAGAGAUCACUCACUGUUCUCAUAUACGUUGUCGUCGUCGGGUGCGCGUGUGUCUCUACCUGCGUGUGCGAGCGCAACACGCGCGUGAAAACGAUGCUCAGGAGAAAAGAAAAAAAGAUAAUGAAGAAACGCAAAGAACAACGAAAGUGAUUUUAUCUAAUUACUCGCGUCGGUCCAACGUCGUACGAUCGUCAGGGAGAACUUUUCCUUGGAAGAAUAAUAAAAGAAGAAAAGAGAAGAAACAGAUCGUUGAGAAAUGAAGGGAAACUUGGAAGGACAUCCGUUCGCUUUGUCGUCGUCGAGAGGUUAUCUGGUUCUCCUUCUGAUCUGUCUAUCCGCGAAGGUAUCGAGGAGCAACGAGUACCGAAUGAGAAAAUGUUGUCCACCACAGGAAGUUUUUUCCGGCCGAUCGAAGGUGGACUGCGUUCCGGCGCCGAGCCAAACGAUGGAGUUGCAUCCUUUGUCGAAGGGCGCCAACUUACAAAUUCACGGUAUUCCUAAGUGCGAAAAACCGGAUGACAUCGCAACGAUUUUUCUCAAUGAGAUCAAACCGGACGAUUUCCUCAGAAGUCCAGCCUGUUUGGAGGUUCUCCGAAAGGAGUCCUCCGACGAGGAGCUCCCAAUCGUCGUUCAUUGUCGCUCGAACAAGGACGACACGAGGAAGGAAGCAACCGGAUUGUCCUUUCCAAAAAUCACAACGAUUCGAAGGUGUUGCCCGAAGGAUACCAUCUUCGAUCCUCGCUCGAGAUUCUGCGUGCCAUUGAUAUCCCAUAUCAACGAUACCUCCUACUUUUCUUCGGAGGAUCUCUUUUUCUCUUUCUUACCGAUAAUCGACUCGAUCGAUUUUCUAGCGGUGACGAGAGGUCCACCCGAAUGUCUGCGAGCCAUAUUCGAUUUUCCUAUAAACUCGAGCGAUUUGAUCUUCGAGGAUCGAACUUUCAAAGUGACACCGUCGUUGAGCCAGAACGGACGUAGGAAAGAAGAGAUCAAGUUGACGGAAGAGAACGCUUGCGUCGAGCUAACUCCGGAAUCCACGAUCUCGAACGCCAAGCUGAUCCUACGGCUCUGCCGAGAUGAACAAAUUUGUUCGGAGAAGCCGUGCAUCAGGAAGUGCUGUCCGGAGGACCGAUUUUUGGUAUCGGGAAGAAGAGAAUGUCAAAAAUUGUACGACGACUCGAUCACACCGAUCGAGUUUCACAAGGAAAUUUUGAAUUCGUCGAUUCACGAAGAUUUCUUCAGAGAAGAUUAUGGUCUGCUCAUUGGUAAACUGUGCAAGGACAGAGGAAUGUAUCCCGUGGGUCCGGAAGAAAAUUGGAGCAUUACCCCUGAAGGACACAUCGACGUGCCCGAUUACAAGGUCUACGGUCACCACGAGUACUGCAUGGACAUCUUUUACAACAGCUCCCUCUACAAGGAAACCCUUUAUCCUUUCGUGUGUUUCGACACGGCGGAGUCCGUGGAACCGUGCCGACUACGGUGCACCAUUAAUAGCGUACUUCAGUUGACCAGCUGCGCAUUUUUGCUGACAACGUUGGUGGUCUACGCAUGCCUACCCGUUCUCCAGAAUCUCCAUGGCAAGACUCUCAUGUGCCAUGUCGGCAGCCUCCUUUUGGCUUUGGUUUGUCUGGUUGUGAUCUCCUGGGUGACUCCGGACACUACCAUCGAGGAAUCGAUGGCCUCGGUAUCAUGCAAAUUCUUAGGCUACGCGAUGCUGUUCUCCUUCCUCUCGGCUUUCUCCUGGCUCAACGUCAUGUGCUUCGACAUAUGGUGGACUUUCGGUGGUUCACGUGGAAACACAUCGACGAGAGGAAGAGGACAUAGAAAAAGAUUUCUCUUGUACUGCACGUACGCGUGGGGCCUCGCCUGCUUGAUUACCGUCCUGGGAAUCGUGGUCGAUCACACCGACUUUUUUCCAAAGCAUUUGCGGCCUACCAUCGGACGAGCAAGCUGUUGGUUUACACCGGGAAGUAAUCUUCACGGCGAGCUCUUGUUCUUCAUCGCACCGGUGACGCUUCAACUUUUGAUCAACAUCGUCUUCUUCGUUAUCACGUCGAUAAAUUGCAACAAGGUGAAGGCUGAAAUAAACAGAGUGAUCAGAGAUCCUUCGGACGCUAGAAACAAACGAUUCCAGGCCGAUCGAACCAAAUUGAUCAUGAACGUGAAGCUGUUCGUGGUUAUGGGUAUAUCCUGGAUAUUAGAGAUCAUCUCUUACUUUCUUAACAAUUACGCCAAGGAUUUGCAAUGGCGCGAAGAAUUCUUUUACGCGUCGGACACCUUCAAUUGCCUUCAGGGACUAUUGAUCUUCAUUCUCUUCGUUCUAAAGAGCCGCGUGUACUAUGCGCUACGAAGAAGAUUGGGGUUUGAAGACAAGAAACGGAUGUCGAGCAACGCGACGACCGCCAUACACGACACUUCCAGGGUGAAAAACAGCGUUAGCAACAGCACGCUUAUGUCUACGUUUCAAGUGAGCUUGACGCCGUGAUAGGAACCGGACGAACGUUCCACAUGGGAUCGAAGCCGUUCCGCUUAAUCAGGAAUUUCUUAAAGGCGCGUGUUGUUCUAGCGCCUCGGUUGCGACACUCCGAGCUUUCAACGCUUCCGCUUUAAUAUCCCAUUACUUUGUACGCGUUCCGCGAAGAGCAAAAGAGUAACGAAUUCGACCACAAAGAUCUUUGUAUAUAGUUAAGAAAAUGACGCCAUCGACCUUGCCUUUCUCUCUCUUUUCUUUUUCUUUUUUCAUUUUUUUUUCUUGCUCUCCAAGCGAGACCAUCUCGCACGAAGAUUCGGCUGGGCCGGAACUGUCCGGUUAAAGUUUUUAAGAUAUUUACGACUUUCUUAUGGCACAGAUAUUUACGCUCGAAAGUUCGAGUUUAACGAGCGAUGUUUCUGCAAUCUUUAAAUCCGUACGUACAGGCAGUAACGUUCUAGCCGAGCUUCGAGCGAUUAUUUUUGUUACCUCGUAAAUGAGUAACGAUGUCGGAUACGCGAUUCUCUAGGAAGAAAAAAAGCUGUCUCUCGCGAGAAAUAGCAAAGUUAUGAGGAAACGCGAUUCUCCAAGAUGUUUCAAAGUCGAGAAACGACAAGUGAGAAGCUUCCUUGAAAUAUUAACCAUCGUCUGGUUAUUGAAAGCGAACGAAGUGACACGCCUAUUUGUAUAUUCUUCCAAUCGGACAUUGUUAUGAAUCACUUUCGAGAAACUAGUCGUCUUCUGCGCCAUAGCGACAAGGAAAAGCUUUUAACGCAUUUGCAAUUUGCUUCAUACAUUUUCCACGCUUGUAACUUAGUUCGAACACGUAGCUCGUAGACCAUAUAGAAUCAAACGAAGACGAAAUCGAGAUCGAGUUCUCUCGUAAGAUACCAAAGAGGCUUUCUCGUUCGCAACGUAAGCUGAUGUUCCCAAGGAGUAAUCCUAUUACGUCAUUAAAUUUACCAAAGAGAGGGAGAGAACGAAGGGAAAGGACGGAGGAGGAGGAAGGGAACGAACCUUUGCAAUUCGUUACGAAGCAACGCGCUCGGUCGGAGAGACACGCGUCCUAAACGACGGCGUAUAGUUUUAUGUGCGAUUCGUAUUUUCGCUUUUUCUUCCACCGUACGGCUAAGCGUAGUUGUUCGACCACCCUCUGUCGAACGUUGUCGCACGAGUGGUACAAGAGCGCGAUGCGGAUAAAGUAUCGAAGGAUUUUGAUUAAAAAGUCAUUUUUCUAGAAAAAUAUUUCUCUUUUCUCCGCUAUCGUUUCACUUUCAUUCGACUGCGAACUCACGUUCGUAGGUUUACGAGGACACUUGUAGUUUUUGGAUUUCCGAAGAGAAAAAAGAGGAACCUUCGGCAGCACAAUUUGAUCAGCUUCGUUCCUUCGCUCAUCUUCGAACUUCCGAAGUAGUUACCGGCCAAAGAAUGGCGAGGUUUCGGAAAGUUGUGCCAGCCGCACUAAUUUUCCUGUUUCUCCAUGCAUUUUCCUCCUUUUAGUUCUUUUCUUCGUCGACUAUCGUUACUUCUUGGAACAGGACGAGUGAUAAGGAGAAAGAAGAUAUCGCUCGAAGACUGAUCCUUAUCGCAGAAAUACUUUUAUUAUACUUAUAUAUAUAUAUAUUCGAAAAUCUUAUCUCGCGAAGAAACGUCUUAUAUCGCCUUAGUCGUAUCGUUACUUGACUUCGAGAGCGUCGAAUGGUUGCUUACGUUUAUAAAAUACCCUCCUCGAUGGAUCGCGGAUCGAUCAUCGUUACGUUACGUUCAACUCUCAUCUUCGUCAUCGCGCUCUCGCAUAAUCGGUGAUAAGGCACGUAAGCGACAAAUAUAUACAGAUAUCUACGCGCGAUCGCGAAUCUAUGUAAUCGUAGCGCGUCGAAGAAGAUCUAUCCAAUCGUACUGUACGAAUCGAAAAUGUACAGAAUCUUUAAAUAUAGGCAAAUACGUAUGA